AUAGAGACCCACCACGUUCAGUAAACAAAGGCAGACAGCCGAUUCGCUCAUCAUUCAUAUCGUCUUCUUCUUCCUCAUCUCCAUUUUUCUCCAUUUCCGAAGAAUUAUGAAUUACCCCUACGGCUACCAACAUCCUCCGCCGGAAACCUACCCUCCUCCCGGGUACCGUCCGCCGCAGCCUGGAUAUCCCGGCCAUCAGCCGCUGCCUCCGCCGCCACAUCAAGGAUAUCAAGGUUAUUUCUACGAUGGAUAUUCUCCAUCGGCGCCGCCUCCUCCUCCUCCGCCGGGCCCUCCUCCACCGCCUUAUUGUCAUCAGCACUAUCAUUACGAUGAUCGAAAUGACUGUUCCUCCUUCCUUCAUGGAUGCUUAGCUACACUGUGUUGUUGUUGUAUGUUGGAGGAGUGUUUGGCCUGCUUCCGAUAGACCGUGUGUUUUUUUCGGUCUCUUCGGCCGAGCUGUGUUCAUGUCUCUUCGGCCGAGCUGUGUUUCGCAUCACUUGGAAUAAGAAUUGCAGUUUCUGGUUUGUGUGAUCGUAAACUAUCUGUAUUGUUUGUGAUAUCUAAAUGCUGUUAUUUACUUAUAUAUAUAUAUAUAUAUACCUGAACAAAUAAUUGUUAAUACUUGUAGACUUGGAAUCCUUAUUUAUUGUUGUCAUCCAGAUUCAACUUUCUUUGAGAUUUUUAUGCUAA
Messenger RNA from Cucurbita pepo subsp. pepo (vegetable marrow), 690 nucleotides. RefSeq lists its product as uncharacterized. Lineage: Eukaryota; Viridiplantae; Streptophyta; Magnoliopsida; Cucurbitales; Cucurbitaceae. The record is from RefSeq and is a predicted model, not a curated record.